Molecule: messenger RNA, 486 nt
Organism: Salmo salar (Atlantic salmon)
Lineage: Eukaryota; Metazoa; Chordata; Actinopteri; Salmoniformes; Salmonidae
Source: RefSeq, a predicted model, not a curated record
AUGGAGAUACUAAACACCUUCAUCUCCACGCUUAUGGAUAAUGACUCUGAGCUGCGUAGAAGAGCCCCUGAGGACAACGAAGACUACGACUCUGAGCUCCCAAGAGCCCCCGAGGAGCAGCGUGGCUACGUACUGACGGUCUCACGGAGGAGUUAUGGGGACCAUGUGCAGCACUUCAAGGUGCUCCAGGACAGGUCAGGACAGUACUUUGUUUGGGAGGAGAUGUUCUUCUCUCUGAACCAGAUGCUCCCCACCACGCCCACGCUCUGUUUGACUUCACCCCCACCACCCUCCCAGCUACGCUUCCUCCGCGGUGAUAUCAUCGACCUGCUCGACUGUUCCGAUUCGCUGCGCUGGAGAGGCCGUUGUCAUGGACGCGUCGGAUUCUUCCCCCGGAGUAUGUCCAGGCCGUCUACCAAUGACCCCGCCCCAUCUACAACGGACCCCGCCCCAUCUACAGCGAACCCCACCCCCAUCUACCAAUGA